GGCCCGCCGGCCCCUGCGCGCGCUGUCAACAGUCAUUAGCGCGCGGGACGCGCCCCUCCCCCUCGGCCCCCCAGCCCGGGGUGGGGCCCGCACCUGGGGCCCCCUGCUCGUUAGCGCACCCGCGCCUCCAGCUUAGGUCCGGAGGGACCUGUCGGGCUCAGAGCCUCCUCCUUCUACCUAGAACCCAUUCAGAGGUCCGGUCCCCGAGGGAGGCGGGACCCCAGAGUCUCAGAGGGCGCCCCUCCUGCAGUGGUGACGACAGCGGUCAUUUAUGAAUGUCUCAAGAGGGCAGGCGUGUUUGUGCUUCGUUCGGGCUUCCCGCAGCCCUCCGCCGGUGAGGUGGUGAAAGCCAUGGCGCACUUGGUGUCAUUUCGCGCUUGAGGAAACUGAGGCGCAGCCCCUCCUCGUCUGAGGGCAGGGCUGGAUUGUCUUCUGGCUCUGACUCGCUUCUAGGAACACCCUUAUUGCUCAGAUCAGGCCGGUCCCUGACCCUGCAGUAUCUCCCAAGGGAGGCUUCAUCCCCGCCUGGCACUUCCUUCCCCCGCCCUUCUCUUUCCCAAAAGGGUUGCCUUAGCCCGCCGCACUCCCUCCCUCCCUUCCCUACCCUGCCAGGAACCCCAGAGUUAAAGCCAAAAGAAAGAAAAAAAGAAGAGCAGAAAAGGAAAAGGCUCCUGGGAGCAGCUUGAAGGAUGUGGCACCUCGCUGUGGCUUCGGGGUCCGUCCCAGGCACUUUCUCUGUGGGCCCGGGCGUGCAUGUUGGUCCUCGGCGUGAUUUGAAAGAAGAUAGAGGUUCAGCGAAGCAGAAAGGAGGUCUUGGAAUAUGUGAGGCUGUUCCAGAUGGCAGGGGGCAGAUGGCCUGUCGGAGCCCGAGGGCAUCUCUCUGAAGCGGGUUGCUGUGGUGGAAGAUUUCUUUGACAUCAUCUACUCGAUGCACGUGGAGAGCUCCGCAGAGCCAGGCAAAGCCCCCAAGCACGCUGGGCAGAAGAAAACCUACCGAGCGAUCGCGGAGACCUACGCCUUCCUCCCCAGAGAGGCUGUGACUCGGUUCCUCAUGAGCUGCACGGAAUGUCAGAAGAGGAUGCACUUUAACUCCAGCGGCCCGGAGCCCAAAGAGAAUGAGCCUCCGUCUCCUCUGGUGUCUGGCAUUAUCGACUACAACAUGCCCCUCACCUCCACCUACUUGAAGCAGAUGAAGCUACGAGUGAUGAACUCUCAGGAGCAGGAUGAAACUUCUGUGAGCAGUGAAGACUUUGAUAUGAAUGACUCCACAUGGAUGUCAGCUGACCCCCACCUGGCCUCCAACCUGAGCCCCAGCCAGGAGGAGAGGAUGCGGAGCCCGCAGAACCUCCAUAGCCAAGAGGACGACGACUCCUCCUCUGAGAGUGGCAGCGGCAAUGGCUCAUCUACCCUGAACCCGUCCACUUCAAGCAGCACACAGGGCGAUCCUGCCUUCCCUGAGAUGAAUGGUAACGGUGCUGCAGCCCCCAUGGACUUCACUGCUGCCGCUGAGGAUCAGCCGAUCAACUUGUGUGAUAAGCUGCCACCGGGCACAGCGCUGGGCACCCCGUCCUACCCCUCUGAUGGCUGCAGCACUGACGGGCUGCGGAGCCGCGUCAAGUAUGGGGUAAAGAGCACUCCUGAGUCUCCCCCCUACAGCUCUGGGAGCUAUGAUUCCAUCAAGACUGAAGUCAGUGGCUGUCCUGAGGACCUGACAGUGGGCCGGGCCCCUGCAGCCGAUGAUGACGAUGAUGACCAUGAUGACCAUGAGGACAAUGACAAGAUGAAUGACUCAGAGGGCAUGGACCCUGAGCGACUCAAGGCCUUCAAUAUGUUUGUGCGGCUGUUUGUGGAUGAGAACCUGGACCGCAUGGUGCCCAUCUCCAAGCAGCCCAAGGAGAAGAUCCAGGCCAUCAUUGAGUCAUGUAGCCGGCAGUUUCCCGAGUUCCAGGAGCGGGCCCGUAAGCGCAUCCGCACAUACCUCAAGUCCUGUCGUCGUAUGAAGAAGAAUGGCAUGGAGAUGACCAGACCCACUCCUCCUCACCUGACCUCAGCCAUGGCAGAAAACAUCCUCGCAGCUGCCUGUGAGAGCGAGACCAGAAAAGCAGCUAAGAGGAUGCGCCUGGAGAUCUACCAGUCCUCACAAGAUGAACCCAUAGCCCUGGAUAAGCAGCACUCUCGGGACUCUGCAGCCAUCACCCAUUCCACCUACUCACUGCCAGCCUCUGCCUACUCCCAGGACCCUGUGUAUGUCAACGGUGGCCUCAACUACAGCUACCGUGGCUACGGCUCCUUGAGCAGCAACCUGCAGCCCUCUGCUUCCCUCCAGACAGGAAAUCACAGUAACGGGCCCACAGACCUCAGCAUGAAAGGUGGGGCCUCUACCCCCACCCCCCCCACGCCCACCCCUUCCAGCAACAGCACCAGCAGGACCAUGCCCACGGCUCAGCUCAGCCCCACGGAGAUCAGCGCUGUGCGGCAGCUCAUUGCCGGCUACCGAGAGUCUGCAGCCUUCCUGCUGCGUUCUGCGGAUGAACUGGAAAACCUCAUUUUACAGCAGAACUGACCCCACUGGCCCCCAGAAUGCACGACGCCGACGCCAGGGAAGGAGGCUGUCCCAGCCUGGACCCAGCUUCCUGCCUCACCAGUUGGUACAUUGUUUUCUGAGAGAGGUGGGAUCCAAAAGAGCUGUUUCUAGCCACACUCCGAGCAUCUGAGACUUUGGGCACAAGGACACUUUUUUUUUUUUUUUUUUUUUUUUGAAUUUCACCACACGGGUGCUCUGACCUGCUUGGAAAGAGGCCAAUGGGGCAGCUCUAAAAGGGUUGGGGCUCCCCUGACAAGGCACAGGGGCUGCAGCUCUAUUUAGAAUCACCUUCAUGGACCCUGAUGUUAGAACCCCCAUCCCAAUAAUUACCUUUGAAGUCUUAGGUGAGCAGAAUUGCAUAUUUAUUGAGAAGAGCAAACGUGGACCCUUUCUUCCUCUCCCCUUAGUAAUUUAUUUUUCUGAAAUGGAUUCUUUUGUGUUUGUACAGAUUGCCAGUCUUUGUCUGUAUGAUCAGAAGGAUGUAUCCCUGUACCUAACAUUCCAUAUCACUACACUGACGUGGGCUGGGGGCCAGCAGAGUAGGCCCAGCACACCCUUGGGAAGGCCACCACACUCCACUAGGCUGUCUUGUCGCACAUCCCAGUGCUGCCACAGGGAUACUGCCAGGCACUGGCAAACAGGAGGACCUCACCCACACCCACUGCAAACAGAAGCACCACCCACCCUCCAGAGUUCCGUCACACGGUCACCUGUAUUCUACCUCACACUCCAGCGUGGGCUUUUCCAGGAUGUGCUCCAAGCGUGUUCUGAAUGACUGUCUCCCCAACUCUUUAUCUAGCUGCUGGGGGUUAAAUCAGACCUAGUGUCCAAGAGCCAGAGCCCAGAGGGGCUUGGCCCUUAAAACCAGCAGCUUGCCAUUGCCUGGCUCUUGUAGAUGCUUGACAGGAUACAGUGCUGGGAGCUGGUCAAGGACCCAGGUCUGAUGAACACAGGCCCCGGUCUCAGAUAACCUGCUGGAAGGGCCACUUCUUCAGGGCCAGCUCCCUUUGUCAGGCCUGUGUGCCCCAGGGUGGACUAAGGCUUCCACCUCUCACCUCACGAUGGGAGUAAAGGGAUCAGAUCGUUGAUGGAAGUGGGGAAAGGCCUGUCCUAUAAGAAACCCAGUCCCUGGAGUGUGACAAGGGACAAGAAAAAGCUGACCUGGUUUCUUUCCUUCCUGAUAGGCACUUCCUCUUGCUCUGUGCAAUACCUACCAGUGCUGCUAAAACCAGGGAUUCACCCAGACCUCAGCAGGCCAAGGGGCCUCUCCCUCAACACUCCGUAGCCAUGACAGCAGCACUCUGCUGCCUGCCCCUGCCCAGAGCUGGCAGAAGCCCUGUUGCCUUUCCUCCCUCAGAGCAAGGAGGCCUCAGGGGAGCCAGGGCUGAGUGGCCACUAGGAUAACCAGAGAGCCACUCUCGAUCCCAGAGCAGGUGCCCCUUCCCAAACUGGUUUAUGGCAGGGACUGCUUGUGGGCAGCCUGACAGACCACCCCUCAAACAGGUGGGCAGGCAGGGCUCCCCACCCUGCACACUUCCACCCUGGGCUUAAAUGUGGUCUCUCAUGUGGCCUCCAAUGCCUACCCAGCCACACCACCUCUGCCUUCAUGUGCCCGCUCACCAACCAGGCCUCUGGACUGGGCCAGGACACCUGAGCCCCCUUCGUACAGCACAAGCUCCAGUGCCCAGGGCCUCCCCACAGCUGGCCGACCAUGUGCCCAGUUCCCCACCUGCUCAGUAGGACUCCUAGAUGUUUGAAUCUGUGUAAAUAUUUAUUUUUGUGUGUGAAUACUACAAAGUAAUCAGAUCUUUUGCAAAAUGUUACCCCCGGCAAUUUGUGAAAAUAUUAAUGUAAAAGUUGGCAGAGACAAUCGCCGCCCUAGAAUUUCUGGUAUCAAUUGCUUACCAUGUUAUUUCUGCUCCUAGAGGCAGUACCCAGGCUAGACACAAAUGGUUUGCAUUUUUGGAAGACGAAAGAAGACACUAGGCAGGAAAUCCCCCCUCCACCCCUAUGGGACACAUCUGUAAGAGCGAGCAUAAUCGACAUCUAAGGGAUGUUUCCUAAGUGCAGGCAGGCAGUCUCGAUCAGCCACCGGCAGCCUGCUCCCAGAGUACAGUGUGAGCAUAGGUUCCAUGUUUUCAAGAGCAACAGACCCAAUGGCAGUGCUGAUGGCUUCCAGAGGGACUGCAGGACAGUGGAAUCUACCAUGCUGACCUGAACUUCCUCCCAGGGAAGCUGUCCCCAAAGCCUCAGAGACAGCCAUUUCCAGGAGCAAGAUAGUGUGGGGACAGGAUUCCAUUACCUAGUUCAAUCAGGGGACUUGUUCUGUUUUGCUUUUGUUUUGAAAGAUGCAGCUUCAAGCCUUCCCCUCCUGACUUGGGCCUGCCUUUUCCCAGGGGGAGCUCCUCAGAGCCCUGCCCUACAGCCACUUCAGGCUGAUGGAAGGCUCAGGGCACAAAGUCAUCAUUGGUGAACUCAAGUUCAUUGGAAAUGCCAGUGUAGGAUACACCAAUCUCAGAGUCCUUGCAGGGCAGAUGCCUGCAGGUGUCAAGAAAUGGUGGAUGACCUGUUAGACCAGUGGUAGUGUACAUGACCCAUCUGAAAGGGGUAUUCUCUCACCACUCAACAAAAGGACAGUUUAUUCCCAAGGAUGGUGUUGGGGAGGGGCAGGCAGUCUAGGAGGGUAUUAGAGGACUUGGAACAGAUGGAACCCAUCUGUCCCUCCCUAUUCUCAAGGGCCACAUAUGACUCCCCAGGUGGUUAUAGGAUUAACUACCAGUUCAUUCUCAAAAUGCUGCUUUGAACUCAGAGGGUUGAUACUUUUAAUUUGUAAUUUUUUGUAAAACUUUUUACAAGAUAGUAAAGUAUUUCACCAGAAUACCAGUUUCAAUCCGUCCGUGGUCUGAUUUUUAUAUAAUUUAGUGGUGCUUUAGAAACUUUGUUUUGUUGUUUCUGAGCUCAACAGCUCGAUCCUCUCUUGCCUGUAUCUACCUAAGACCAAUGUGAACCUUUGUAUUUUGCUCCUAAUUUUGGACUCAGUGGAAGUGUACUGUUUACAUGUACAGACGCCCCAUCCCUGUGUGUUCUGCAAGACGCGCGCUCGAGGAGGAAGAUGCACCUCACUAGCUCAUCUGCUUAGCAUAGCCACAAAGCAAAACCUCUCACUUUGUACCCGUUUCCACCUAAAAACAAAAACCUACACCACCUGGAACUCAGAUUUGCCAACACACUCUGCCUGGUGGACGCCCUGUGCCUCUCAUGUGUUCACUGACGAGAGGAAAUCAAGAUAGCUCCUCUUGUCUGCUGGGUGGGGGAUAGCACAUAGAGGAGGCUGUAAGGAAGGACUGCACUGCCCAGCUCUGGGAGGAAGUUCUCUGGACAGCAGGCAAUAGGAAGAAGGUCAAGAGGACUCAUGGGGCCCUUGGGAGCAAGCCAGGCAGGAUUUAGGGACAACACAAGAGGUCAUCAAUCUGCUGGCAUAACUGAGACACAUUUUGGAAGAGCAAGAGUUCCAUGUCAGGUGAGACUGUGACUUUCAGUGCAGAUGGUACAAGCACUUCUUCAGGGUUCCCACCACCUCUGGGGAGGGUCAGGGGCUCCAGACAGUAAGCAUAAGGCACUUACCGAAAGCAGUGGAUGGCACCAACUUUUAAAGGUGACUUUAUUCAUCAAUGGUUUCACCGCUAAAUUAUAUUUUUACAGAUAUGCACCUAUGCAACUUAAUGUGGCUCUUCUAAGCAGGUGAGGACCUCCUCCUCAAUGCUCUAUAAAGUGUUUGUGUUCUGUAGUUUCCCAGUAAACGUGGCUAAAUACUUUAAUUCUUAGGAUGUGUCUUUCUACGUGAUGCGGCUACUAAAUUCUGUUUUGUUUGUGGAAUGACUAGCACAGGCCAACGCCCUCUUUCCCUCACUUACCAGAAGACCAAUGAGCUGUUAAUGAGCGGUUAUCUCCAUGGUAUUACUGCUAAAUGCACUGAUGUCAUAAGUAUGUGGAAUCCUUUUCCUUUUGAAACUGUAUAUCAUAUACCAGACUGAAUCUACUUAAUAAACACUGAACAACAAACCCAAA
Messenger RNA from Peromyscus leucopus (white-footed mouse), 6652 nucleotides. It is a transcript of the gene Nol4l, whose product is annotated as nucleolar protein 4 like. The transcript has 11 exons. The record is from RefSeq and is a predicted model, not a curated record. The coding region runs from base 929 to 2563 and encodes 544 amino acids. Lineage: Eukaryota; Metazoa; Chordata; Mammalia; Rodentia; Cricetidae.